AUGGCUCCAUUACAAAAGUUAUGGGCGUUUCUAAUGCCCAGAAUGCCUCAAGAAAAUCUGGGGGAGAUUUUCUCCAAUUUACCUUCCUCCACGCUUGAAAACAUUGCAGCAUUUCAGCCUCCACCGGGCGUUACUGCCAACUGGGAGAACCCCGAUUCUCACAGAGAGAUAUUGAUAAUUAUUCCUACUAUCAUGAUGUGUUUGAUGAUAAUAUGUAUAAUUGUGAGAGCUUGGGUGGUAUUUUGGAUUAUGCGACCUGUGAAGCUGAGGUGGAGUGAUACCGCCACAGGUAAUGGAACUUUCGGGCUUCAUAAUUGGGAUUUUCCAGUUUCGCAACUAUUAUCCUACCGAAAUUUGAUUACAACUGGUCUAUUACCAUGGCUCACGCCUCUCACUCUGGGCUUAGUGAAGACAACCAUAUUUUUGACCUAUAUGGAAAUAUUCCGUAGCAUGAAGUGGAUGAAGAUGGCGUGUCUAAUCGGGCUUUCAUUCACCGUCGUAUGGUAUUCUGCGAUUACCAUUGCCGGGAUAUGCUUGGCUGUUCCACUGGGCGGCGAAGGAUGGGUGAAGCACCUGUUCACCUCACGUAUGAUUCAACAAAACGCUCUUAGCAUCCCGACGGCUGUAGCGGGCUUAGCCAUUGAUUGUUAUCUAUUUGCUAUUGUAGCAUCAGUAAUGAGCGUUGUGUAUCGUGUUAUUCACGGUAGUGAACACGGGGACAACACUUGGUGGUUGGUACCUAUAAUGUCAGUUACAAUUACCGAAACGUUCAUUGGCUUUAUCAUUGCUUGUGCCUGGCAUUUUUCAAAAUUCCUGCGCACAUAUGAGCAGUCUUUUUUGAGAGCUGGCUUGAUAACCACAAAUUUGUUUUGCUGCAGAUGCAAAGGUUCUCGGGGUGAGAACUCUGUUGACCCCAAAAGCAGUGAAGCAUCCGAUACGGUGGAUGAUUCAAAGGUAUCUCGAGAAAAGGUUAAGCCAGCUCCGAAAAUGUAUCCCGGUCUCGAUCUUACGUCUCGUGGUGAAACCGUAUUGGUGACAGAAUUGGAUAAAAAUGAGAACGUUCCGAAUAGAACAGAAAACCAGAAGGUCGACAGUAGCAUGGAAUAUGCUCAGGCUGAGGAGAGUUCCACGAUAGGCGAAAAUAAGAUAUCACCAACAAGGUGA
Botrytis deweyae is the source of this 1164-nucleotide messenger RNA. RefSeq lists its product as uncharacterized. The transcript has 5 exons. The record is from RefSeq and is a predicted model, not a curated record. Lineage: Eukaryota; Fungi; Ascomycota; Leotiomycetes; Helotiales; Sclerotiniaceae. The coding region runs from base 1 to 1164 and encodes 387 amino acids.